Miscanthus lutarioriparius is the source of this 7866-nucleotide messenger RNA. NCBI's taxonomy places the organism in Eukaryota, Viridiplantae, Streptophyta, Magnoliopsida, Poales, Poaceae. The record is from the annotation of a GenBank genome assembly.
AUGGAUGCCAAGCUUGCCGCCCUCGUCGCCUUGCUUGCGUUGCUCGGGCCAGUGGCUUGCUAUGGCGCCAGCAUCAUUUGCCUGGGCGGGUGGGUUCGCCCAGUCCCAUCGCUCCUGGGCGGCGGGCUGGUCUGCCCCGGAAACCUGACCUCUUACCCCCUGAAGAAGGGCCCUGCCCCCUCAGCGUCAGUGCUCAAGGUCGGCUACUACAACAGCAGCACUAGCAACGCGUGCCCCAACGCGGAAGACAUCGUGAGGAAGGUCGUGGAGGACGCCAAUAGAUGGUUAAGGUUUUCAGAUUCGAUAAUUUGUCCUGCUGAUUCCGACCCACCUUCCUCCGCCGCGGCUGCCAUGUCCAACCUCGGCGGCGGCGCCGAGGCGCACGCGCGCUUCAAGCAGUACGAGUACGGCGCCAACUCCAGCCUCGUCCUCACCACCGACUCCCGCCCGCGGGACACCCACGAGCCCACCGGCGAGCCCGAGACGCUCUGGGGCAGGAUCGACUCCAGGUCCUUCGGCGACCGCGCCGUCCAGAACAAGCCGCCGGAGCUCGAGGAGAAGCUCUCCAAGUCGCGCACCAAGAAGUCUAAGCGCGACGCUGCCGCCGCGGUCGACCCCGACCUCCCCCGUCGCGACGCCAAGCGCAGGCGCCGCGCCGCUUCCGCCCAGGAGGUCUCCGUCCUCUCCCUCACCGACGACGCCGUCUACAAGCCCCAGACCAAGGAGACGCGCGCCGCCUACGAGGCCUUGCUGAGUCUCAUCCAGCAGCAGCUCGGCGGCCAGCCCCUUGACGUCCUCGCUGGGGCUGCUGACGAGGUGCUCGCCACGCUCAAGAAUGACAAGGUCAAGAACCCUGAUAAGAAGAAGGACAUUGAGCAGCUGCUCAACCCUAUCUCCAGCCAGCUCUUUGACCAGCUUGUCUCCAUCGGCAAGUUCAUCACCGACUUUCAUGAUGCGGCGGCCGGUGAUGCUGCCGGUGCGCCUUCUGCCGACGGCAUGGGCACCACCCUGGAUGAUGAUGUUGGUGUUGCUGUCGAGUUUGAAGAUGACGACGAGGAGAGUGAUUUUGAUCAGGUGCAAGAUGAGCUGGAUGAGGAUGACGAAGAUGACAUGGCUGAGUUGAAUGGUCCUGGAGGUAUGCAGAUGGGCGGUGAGUUAGACGAUGAUGACAUGCAGAACGCCAACCAGGGGCUGGCUGUCAAUGUUCAGGACAUCGAUGCUUACUGGCUCCAGAGGAAGAUAUCCCAGGCAUAUGGGGAUGGGGACAUUGAUGCCCAGCAGAGCCAGAAGCUUGCCGAGGAUAUCUUGAAGAUCAUUGCUGACGACAGAGACGUCGAGAAUCGCCUUGUCAUGCUCUUGGACUAUGGGAAGUUUGAUCUCAUUAAGUUGCUGCUGCACAACCGUCUCAAGAUUGUUUGGUGCACCCGCUUAGCCAGGGCCGAAGAUCAGGAACAGAGGAAGAAGAUAGAGGAAGAGAUGGCAAGUGACCCAAGCUUGGCUCCAAUAUUGGAGCAGCUACAUGCAACCAGAGCAUCUGCAAAGGAGAGGCAGAAGAACCUGGAGAAAAGCAUCAGGGAUGAGGCGAAGAGGCUCCUCAACAAUGCUGCUGCUGCUGGCGCUGAUGGUGCCUGGGACCGCAGGGCAGCCGAGCGGGACAUGGAGAGUGGAUGGCUGAAAGGACAGAGACAGCUGCUUGAUCUCGAAAGCCUCUUGUUCCAUCAGGGUGGCCUCUUUAUGGCUAACAAGAAAUGUGAACUGCCGACUGGAUCGUUUAGAACCCCUCAUAAGGGAUAUGAGGAGGUUCAUGUGCCAGCACUGAAGGCUAAGCCCUAUGAAACAGGGGAGAAGAUUGUCAAGAUAUCUGAUAUGCCAGAGUUUGCACGGUCAGCUUUCGAUGGGAUGACCCAGCUGAACAGAGUUCAGAGCAGGGUCUAUGAUACUGCUCUUUUCAAACCAGACAAUAUCCUUCUCUGUGCUCCGACUGGUGCUGGCAAAACAAACGUGGCUGUGCUUACCAUCCUUCAGCAGAUCGGUCUGCAUAUGCAGGAUGAUGGACAGUUUGAUAAUACCAAGUACAAAAUUGUCUAUGUGGCCCCGAUGAAAGCGUUGGUUGCUGAAGUCGUUGGAAACUUGUCGAAGCGUUUGGCAGGUUACAAUGUUACUGUUAGGGAGCUCAGUGGAGACCAGAACUUGACCAAGCAACAGAUUGAUGAAACACAGAUUAUCGUCACGACACCUGAGAAAUGGGAUAUUGUGACCAGGAAAUCAGGGGACAGAACCUAUACUCAAAUGGUGAAGCUGUUAAUCAUUGAUGAGAUCCAUCUGCUACAUGAUAACAGAGGGCCUGUUCUGGAGAGCAUUGUUGCUAGGACAGUCAGGCAGAUUGAGACGACCAAGGAGCAUAUCCGUCUGGUUGGGCUCUCUGCGACUCUACCAAACUAUGAAGAUGUUGCAUUAUUCUUGCGCGUUCGCAAAGAAAGCCUCUUCUAUUUUGACAACAGUUACCGACCUUGCCCUCUUGCUCAGCAAUACAUUGGGAUCACUGUGAGGAAGCCACUACAGAGGAUGCAGCUUAUGAAUGAGAUUUGUUAUGAGAAGGUUAUGGCUGCCGCUGGUAAGCAUCAAGUGCUUAUAUUUGUACACUCAAGGAAGGAGACGGCAAAGACUGCCAAAGCCAUCAGAGAUACGGCGUUGGCAAAUGACACAGUCAGCCGCUUUCUGAAGAACGAUAGUGCAAGCCAAGAGAUCCUUGGCACUCAUGCUGAACUUGUCAAAAACAAUGAUCUUAAAGACCUUUUGCCUUAUGGGUUUGCUAUUCAUCAUGCUGGGAUGGCAAGGGUUGACCGUGAUUUUGUUGAGUGCAUGAUUUACAACCCAGAAAAAGGUGCUUGGACAGAACUAAGCCCUCUGGAUGUUAUGCAGAUGCUUGGUCGUGCAGGAAGGCCUCAGUAUGAUACACAUGGAGAGGGAAUAAUCUUGACUGGCCACAGUGAAUUGCAGUUCUACCUGUCUCUUAUGAACCAGCAGCUGCCUAUUGAGAGUCAGUUCAUAUCCAAAUUGGCUGAUCAAUUGAAUGCAGAGAUUGUUCUGGGGACUAUUCAGAAUGCUCGUGAAGCAUGCUCGUGGCUUGGCUAUACUUACCUCUAUAUUCGGAUGCUCCGCAAUCCAACAUUGUAUGGUUUGCCAGCAGAUAUCUUGGAGAGUGAUAAAACGCUUGAUGAAAGGAGAGCUGAUUUGAUACAUUCCGCUGCAAAUCUACUGGAUAGGAACAAUCUGAUAAAGUAUGACAGGAAAACAGGAUACUUUCAAGUUACUGACCUGGGAAGGAUUGCCAGUUAUUACUAUAUCAGUCAUGGAACUAUUUCAACAUACAAUGAGUACCUAAAACCUACAAUGGGUGAUAUCGAACUGUGCCGACUGUUUUCUCUUAGUGAAGAAUUUAAGUAUGUAGGUGUCAGGCUUGAUGAGAAAAUGGAACUGGCAAAGCUUUUGGAUCGUGUGCCAAUACCUGUGAAAGAGAGCUUGGAGGAACCCAGUGCAAAGAUCAAUGUUCUGCUGCAAGCAUAUAUUUCUAGGUUCAAACUGGAAGGCCUUUCUCUUAGUUCUGAUAUGGUCUACAUCAGACAGAGUGCUGGCCGUCUCUUACGAGCACUAUUUGAGAUUGUUUUGAAGAGGGGAUGGACUCAACUAGCGGAGAAAGCGCUGAAUCUUUGCAAGAUGGUUGAUAAACAAAUGUGGAGUGUCCAAACUCCCUUGCGGCAGUUUACUGGAAUUCCAAAGGAGAUCUUGAUGAAACUCGAGAAGGAGUUGGCUUGGGAGAGGUACUACGAUCUGUCCUCACAAGAAAUUGGUGAACUGAUCCGCUAUCCCAAGAUGGGGAGGCAGCUGCACAAGUGCAUCCACCAGUUACCAAAGCUGAAUCUUUCAGCCCAUGUCCAGCCCAUUACUCGUACAGUUUUGAGUUUUGAGCUGACAAUUACACCUGAUUUCCAGUGGGAUGAUAAGGUACAUGGAUAUGUGGAGCCCUUUUGGGUUAUUGUUGAGGAUAAUGAUGGCGAGUACAUUCUUCACCAUGAAUAUUUCAUGCUUAAGAAACAGUAUGUUGAUGAAGAUCAUACAUUGAACUUCACAGUGCUGAUAUAUGAGCCACUGCCUCCUCAGUAUUUCAUUCGUGUUGUGUCUGGCAAGUGGCUUGGUUCUCAGACAAUUCUCCCUGUGUGCUUUAGGCACUUAAUUCUACCAGAAAAAUAUGCUCCACCAACUGAAUUGCUUGAUCUGCAGCCUCUACCUGUUAGUGCAUUGAGAAAUGCAAGAUACGAGGGCCUUUAUAGUGCUUUUAAGCAUUUCAAUCCCAUCCAAACUCAAGUAUUCACUGUCUUGUAUAACAGCGAUGCCAGUGUGUUGGUCGCUGCGCCAGCUGGCAGUGGGAAGACGAUAUGUGUGGAGUUUGCUAUACUAAGGAACCACCAGAGGGCAGUGUCUGGUGAGAGCAACAUGCGGGUUGUUUAUAUAGCUCCCAUUGAAGCUCUUGCAAAAGAAAGAUACAGGGACUGGGAGCGGAAAUUUGGAGAGUUUGCCAAGGUAGUUGAGCUCACUGGUGAAACAGCAGCUGAUUUGAAGCUUCUGGAUAAAGGUGAGAUCAUAAUCAGUACUCCUGAAAAGUGGGAUGCACUGUCUCGCCGGUGGAAACAGCGAAAGCACAUCCAACAGGUCAGCUUAUUCAUAGUUGAUGAACUUCAUCUACUUGGAUCUGAUAAGGGACAUGUUUUGGAAGUCAUUGUAUCUAGGAUGAGGCGUAUUUCCAGUCAUAUAGGCAGUAACAUACGGAUCGUAGCACUUUCAGCAUCACUUGCUAAUGCUAAAGAUCUCGGUGAAUGGAUUGGUGCCACCUCUCAUGGCCUUUUCAACUUCCCUCCAGCAGUGAGACCUGUGCCAUUGGAAAUUCAUAUCCAGGGUGUGGAUAUAGCAAACUUUGAGGCAAGGAUGCAAGCAUUGACAAAGCCUACCUACACUGCCAUCACACAGCAUGCAAAGAACAGUAAACCUGCCCUGGUGUAUGUACCGACAAGGAAGCAUGCAAGGUUAACUGCAUUGGACUUGUGUGCGUACUCUAGUGUUUUGGGUGCUGGAACACCAUUUCUUCUUGGGUCAGAAGAUGAGAUGGAUACUUUCACCAGAGGUGUUGAAGAAGAGACGCUUAAGAAUACACUUAAAUGUGGUGUAGGCUAUUUGCAUGAGGGUCUAAGUGAGCUUGAUCAGGAACUUGUAACCCAGCUGUUCCUUGGUGGGAGGAUCCAAGUGUGUGUUGCAAGCAGCACAAUGUGUUGGGGAAGACCAUUGCCUGCUCAUUUGGUUGUUGUCAUGGGGACUCAGUAUUAUGAUGGCCGGGAGAAUGCUCACACCGAUUAUCCAAUUACAGAUCUGCUUCAAAUGAUGGGUCAUGCCAGCAGACCACUUAAAGAUAACUCAGGGAAAUGUGUUAUAUUGUGUCAUGCACCUCGCAAAGAGUACUACAAGAAGUUCCUUUUUGAGGCCUUCCCUGUCGAGAGCAAUCUUCACCAUUUCUUGCAUGAUCACAUGAAUGCUGAGGUGGUGGUUGGUGUUGUAGAGAAUAAGCAAGAUGCUGUGGAUUAUCUUACUUGGACUUUCAUGUAUCGGCGGUUGACAAAGAAUCCUAACUUCUACAAUCUUCAGGGUGUAAGUCACAGGCAUCUUUCAGAUCAUCUUUCUGAGCUAGUCGAGACUGUCCUGAAUGAUCUUGAAUCAAGCAAGUGUGUGGCAAUAGAGGAGGACAUGUACCUGAAGCCCCUCAACCUUGGCCUUAUUGCUUCAUACUACUAUAUUAGCUACACAACUAUUGAGCGUUUUAGUUCUAUGCUGACCCAGAAGACUAAGGUGAAAGGACUCCUAGAGAUUCUAGCAUCUGCUUCAGAAUAUGCAGAGCUUCCGGGUCGUCCUGGUGAGGAAGAAUUCAUUGAGAGGCUCGUUCGCCACCAGAGGUUCUCUAUCGAGAAACCCAAGUAUGGUGAUCCACAUGUGAAAGCCAAUGCUCUGCUGCAAGCCCAUUUUUCAAGGCACACAGUGGUCGGGAACCUGGCAUCUGAUCAGCGCGAGAUUCUCCUUUCUGCUCAUAGGUUGCUCCAGGCAAUGGUUGAUGUUAUAUCCAGCAAUGGUUGGCUUAGUCUUGCUCUUAGUGCAAUGGAGCUGAGUCAAAUGGUGACACAAGGCAUGUGGGAUCGGGAUUCUGUGCUGCUUCAACUGUCAAACUCUCAGCUGCAAGACAUCAUUGAAUUCUUCAAGCGGUUCCCCAAUGUUGAUAUGACCUAUGAGGUCCGUGAGGGUGAUGAUAUAACCGCUGGUGACAAUGUAACCGUGCAGGUAAUUCUGGAGCGUGACAUGACUAACGUGUCAUCUGAGGUUGGUCCAGUUCAUGCGCCAAGGUUUCCCAAGCCUAAGGAAGAAGGCUGGUGGCUGGUGAUUGGCGACAGCUCCACAAACCAGUUACUGGCAAUGAAAAGAGUGGCACUCCAGAAGAGGGCGAGAGUGAAACUUGAGUUCUCCGCUCCUGCAGAGGCUGAUAGGACUGCCCCGCAACACUUGGGGGAACCCAACGACGAUGGCCCGCCUUCCGCUGGCUCGGCAGCUGUGGAGAUGGUGGGGGCGGCGGCGCCGCCCAGGCGCCCGCGCAUGACGCUUGUCAUGGUACCGCGCACUGAGGCCAUCCAGGCGGCCGAAGAGGCGCUCGACAACGCGCUCGUGGCCAUGGUGCCGCUCGUGUGGCGGCCUUGGCGCAGAACAUCGCAGGUGAGUGGUGGAUCGUUCCGCUUCCGCGUGGUCGUGGCCAUUGCCAGGGUACCACUGCACGCAAGGAACACCACCGUGGCACAUGUCAUUCUUGGACCAUGUUGCACCAGCGUGGAGCUUUCACGGAUACGUGACACGCCGGCAGAUGACGACCACGAGUUCUUCGUCAUGGCGUGGUGCUGGCAUCCGAACUUCAUUGAGGAAGAAAAGAUUAUCUUCAUCCCGGAGCCACGGGUGGCGGGGGUCGCGGAGGACGAGCGCACGGCGGAUCCGGGGCUGCGAUACCUUGUGCGCACACGGGUCAUCGCGUACCAGGACUGGAGCAUGCCCCUGGGAACACCUGACGAUCUGGGUGGCGACAACGGCCAUGGCAACGACGACGACGACGACGGCCAUGGCGGUCACCGUGGCGACAACAAUGGCGGCGCUCGCGACGGGUUCGACGAGCCGCUGCACCCGCACGACGACAUCGACUAUCCAUAUGCCGACGACAGCGACGACGACGGCUCUGCGGAAUCCAACCACAACCGCGGUCACCCGGGCCAGGACUACCGGCGGGGUGGCCGCGAGAUCUCGGACAACUUGUCAGAGCGGUGCGCUGACCUUCGUCCGUGGGCCAGCCGACGAUCGCUGACACCGUUGGGGAAUAGUCACGUCGCUGUUGUUGAGCCCUGCCCCCUCUUGGGACACGAGCGCACACCUGCUAGCUGGUCAAGGUGGCCAACGAUGUCUGCGCUAGGCACGCCCAAGAUCUCUCCUGUCCGCGUAUCCUGCCGGGCCAAUCUCCUCACUUCUACUGACCUUGCAGUUUGUUGGGACAACGACGUGCACCGGUCAGGGGAGGUGGGGCGCUUCCUGGACAUCGCGCCCCUUCUACUGCACGCCGGCUGUAGCUUACAGCAGGCAACAGGUGAGGCCCAUACCUUAAGUUGGGCCAAUGAGGCCGGGGAAGGGCCCAAGCAUUCGUCUGCGGGCCAAGCUACUCUAGAUUGGUGGGCCGCUCUAAUCGAUACAGAGCUGGCUGGGCCGGCCAUACGGGCAGACAGCAGUAACAUGGCCUAG